Ooceraea biroi (clonal raider ant) is the source of this 781-nucleotide messenger RNA. RefSeq names its product nucleoside diphosphate kinase (gene awd). Gene Ontology annotation, biological process: CTP biosynthetic process; GTP biosynthetic process; UTP biosynthetic process. The record is from RefSeq and is a predicted model, not a curated record. NCBI's taxonomy places the organism in Eukaryota, Metazoa, Arthropoda, Insecta, Hymenoptera, Formicidae. Gene Ontology annotation, molecular function: nucleoside diphosphate kinase activity.
CCUCUUCCGUCAAGAAACUUGCCGCGGUUUCGCGUCACCUCGUUCUCACUCCUUCGCGGCUCGUCGGCACCGCAUGGUCUUGUGCUCCGUCUCAGCCCUACUACAGAUCAUCUGCAAAUUAAUUAUGGCGGAAAACAAGGAACGCACCUUCCUCAUGGUCAAACCGGACGGCGUCCAGCGCGGUCUGGUUGGCAAGAUUAUCCAGCGGUUCGAAGAGAAGGGCUUCAAAUUGGUGGCUAUGAGGAUGGUUUGGCCCACCGAAGAGCUUCUGAAGAAACAUUAUGCCGAUCUGGCAUCAAGACCCUUCUUCCCGGGCUUAGUCAAAUAUAUGAGCUCAGGACCAGUUGUACCGAUGGUCUGGGAAGGCUUGAACGUCGUCAAGACUGGUCGCGUGAUGCUGGGUGAAACAAACCCUAAGGAUUCCGCACCCGGCACAAUCCGCGGCGACUUUUGCAUACAGGUUGGCCGUAACAUCAUCCACGGUUCCGAUUCUGUUGAAUCAGCUAAAAAAGAGAUCAGUCUGUGGUUCGGCGAGAAGGAAGUAAUUGACUGGACGCACGCGUCUGAAAACUGGAUCUACGAAUAAAAAUCUGUGACGGGAUGGUUUUACCAGAAGAUACUUUCUUUAUGAAGCGACCUUAGAAUUUUCGCGAGCCAUACUGCCAGCCGAGUUUGUAUGCAAGUGACUCGGAUCGUCGAAAGCAAAGCUGAGAUCCGAGGAAAAAUAUCUCCCGAUACAUUUGUAAAGAAUGAAUAAAAGAUUGCUGCAACUUGUCGAAAA